Molecule: messenger RNA, 2802 nt
Organism: Arabidopsis arenosa
Lineage: Eukaryota; Viridiplantae; Streptophyta; Magnoliopsida; Brassicales; Brassicaceae
Source: the annotation of a GenBank genome assembly
AUCACCAAAAUAAGCCCAUCAAUAAAGAAAAUACAAACUCAACCAUGGCAAUUCCAAAAGCUCACUACUCUUUAGCAGUUCUUGUCGUGCUCUUUGUCGUUUCGAGUAGCCAAAAAGUCUGCAAUCCAGAAUGCAAGGCCAAAGAACCCUUCCACUGCGACAAUACUCAUGCAUUCAACCGAACUGGAUUUCCCAAGAAUUUCACUUUUGGUGCAGCUACUUCGGCAUAUCAAAUUGAAGGUGCAGCACAUAGAGCACUUAAUGGAUGGGACUACUUCACUCAUAGAUAUCCAGAAAAAGUACCGGAUCGCAGUUCAGGAGACCUUGCUUGUGAUUCGUAUGAUCUUUAUAAGGAUGAUGUCAAACUACUAAAAAGAAUGAAUGUUCAAGCAUACCGACUCUCAAUAGCAUGGUCAAGGGUCUUACCAAAGGGAAGACUGAGUGGGGGAGUGGACGAGAAUGGGAUAACAUACUACAACAAUCUCAUUAACGAGUUGAAAGCUAAUGGCAUAGAACCAUAUGUGACUAUAUUUCAUUGGGAUGUUCCCCAGACUUUAGAAGACGAAUAUGGAGGCUUCUUAAGCCCACGUAUAGUGGAGGACUACACAAACUACGCUGAGCUUUUAUUCCAAAGAUUCGGAGACAGAGUCAAAUUUUGGAUCACUUUAAAUCAGCCUUUCUCUCUUGCAACCAAAGGUUAUGGAGAUGGAUCAUAUCCACCAGGCCGGUGCACUGACUGUGAAUUUGGAGGAGAUUCCGGAGUGGAACCUUAUACAGUUGCACAUAACCAACUUCUAGCUCAUGCGAAAGCUGUAUCUUUAUACAGAAAAAGAUAUCAGAAAUUUCAAGGUGGUAAGAUUGGAACAACCUUGAUCGGGAGAUGGUUCGCCCCACUAAACGAAUCUAGCAACCUCGACAAGGCUGCUGCAAAACGAGCAUUCGAUUUUUUCGUUGGAUGGUUCUUGGAUCCAUUGGUGUAUGGAAAAUAUCCAAAGAUAAUGAGAGAGAUGGUAGGAGAUAGAUUGCCAGAAUUCACAUCGGAGGAAUCAGCUUUAGUAAAAGGAUCACUUGAUUUUCUAGGGUUGAACUAUUACGUUACACAAUAUGCAACCGACGCACCUGCUCCGACACAACCUAGUGCAAUAACGGAUCCACGAGUUACUCUUGGAUUUUACCGCAAUGGAGUUCCUAUUGGUGUUGCUCCUAGCUUCGUCUACUAUCCUCCAGGAUUCCGUCAGAUUCUAAACUACAUCAAAGACAACUACAAAAAUCCACUUACCUACAUCACCGAAAAUGGAGUUGCUGAUCUUGAUCUUGGAAACGUAACGCUUGCAACUGCUCUUGCCGAUAAUGGACGAAUUCAAAACCAUUGCAGCCAUCUCUCUUGUCUCAAAUGUGCCAUGAAGGAUGGAUGCAACGUAGCAGGAUAUUUUGCAUGGUCAUUGAUGGACAAUUACGAAUUCGGAAAUGGUUACACUCUCCGGUUUGGUAUGAAUUGGGUCAACUUCACUAAUCCUGCUGAUCGAAAAGAAAAAGCUUCUGGAAAAUGGUUCUCUAGGUAUGAUGGUGAAUGCAUAGGUAGAACUUACUGGAAGUUUGUGCUGUUUAUUAGCAAAAGAUCAAGCGUUGAGACCAUGCAGCUCAAGCUGAAUCCUCAUUGUACACAAAGAGACAUCAAACCUUUGAUUAACAUUGCAGUUGCUCGAUCCUUGAGAGAGCUGAGAAUUGAGAUGAUUUGUGAGUCCUUCGAGUUGCCCAAAAGCUUUUUCAUGUUUUCACAACUUCAAACUGUUAUACUUGAGAAAGUAAGUUUGGAGGAUGUUCCACGUAAUGCUCAUUUGCCUUGCCUCAAACGUCUCCACCUUUUAUCGGUCAAGUUCAUGGGGGACGAAUCUGUGAAAAAACUUCUAAGCAAAUGCCCCAUUCUUGAAGAGUUGGUAGUGAAACGAAGCUCCCUUACCAAUGUAAUGAUAUUUACUAUCGAUGUGCCUUUGCUGAGGAUCUUAUCUAUCGAUAAUACUUCUGGGAAAUCUCGGCCUGAAGGUGUUCAUGGAUUUGUGAUAAAUGCCCCUUCUUUGAGAUGCUUUAGCAUUAGGGACAGCUUCAGCAACUAUUUACAGUUUGAAAACAUGCCCCAGCUGGUCAAGGCGAGAGUCAACGUUGUUUAUGACGAACCUGACAAAGAGGAUCAUAAAUCUGAGACUUGUGGCGAGAAAUAUUUUAAGAAAGAGAAGACCGAUCUAAAGCCCCUCAACUUGAAGAGAAGGCGUGUUGAUUUGGAGGAUGAUACGACGAAGAAGCCACAUGAAGAUGUUACUGACAUACUAAGUUUCGGUUCAUUGAUAAAGAAGACUAUUAUAACAGAAAAGAAGCUGGAAAACAAGAAAGGGGAUGAGAUGGUAAAACUGUUCGAAGCAGCAAAUAAAUCUGUUGAUGUGGCCAACACAAAGGGCGUUCUCUCUGGUAAACGAGAGGCGUCUCGUUGCGUUGACGCUCUCUUGUUACUGAUGAAAAUCAAUAUUACUCCAAAACCAAAAGAACCAAGGAGGAUGAUGGAUAAGCUUGAGGGACUUACAAAACAUAAAGACCGCAAGAUUUGCCAUGUUGCAUCAGCCCUUCUUCACUUUUGGAGACAGAGAAUCAGAGAACAAGAACGUAAAGAGUCUGUGACCAAGACGUUUACUAACAACUCUUGUAAAGCUCAUUAGAUAUUUUUGGUCAAGGCUUCAUUAGAGAAUCUACAAAUAUGUGAAGAUCAUGGCUUGAACAAAGAAAGUCUCUAAAUAGAACUUAUCAUUUGUA